AUGUCUGGCCGUGGAAAAGGUGGAAAGGGUUUGGGAAAAGGAGGCGCCAAGCGCCACCGUAAGGUGUUGCGGGACAACAUCCAGGGCAUUACUAAGCCUGCGAUUCGCCGCUUGGCUCGUCGUGGCGGAGUGAAGCGUAUCUCUGGCUUGAUCUAUGAGGAGACUCGCGGGGUGCUGAAGCACGCCAAGAGAAAGACCGUGACCGCCAUGGACGUCGUGUACGCUCUGAAGCGCCAAGGCCGUACUCUCUACGGAUUUGGUGGCUAA
Python bivittatus (Burmese python) is the source of this 267-nucleotide messenger RNA. The record is from RefSeq and is a predicted model, not a curated record. Lineage: Eukaryota; Metazoa; Chordata; Lepidosauria; Squamata; Pythonidae.